AUGUCACAAGUCGAUGAAGUAACUCAAAAUGGCUGGACAGCCGUACCUGUCGACGCGGCAAAAGUUCUGGAUGGACGUCCCUACAUCCACAAGCCAGAAACCAUGCUCGUUGACGACGUCAAGUUCCCAUCAGACGAUCCCAUUGUUUCCAAAGUUUAUGAUUACGCCAAACAGAAACUGCCCGGGCAGACGCUCAAUCAUUCGAUGAGAGUCUUCUACUUUGCAUCGGUGAUCGCGAAGCAGCAGUUCCCUGAACAUGCGGCCGCACUAUCACCAUCCACUCUUGCUCUCGCGAGCUUGCUCCACGACAUUGGGACCGCGCAAGAAAACAUCGACAAAACAAGAAUGUCCUUUGAGUUCUAUGGCGGCAUCAUAGCACUCAACCUCCUUCAAAAAGACUUUGGGGCACCUAAAGACCAGGCCGAGGCUGUUUGCGAGACAAUCAUUCGACACCAGGAUCUCGGCAAAGACGGCACGAUAACUUUCCUCGGACAAAUCAUUCAGCUGGCGACGAUUCUCGACAACGUAGGCGAACAUCCUGAGAUUCCAAACUUUGGGCAAAUUAUCCAUCAAUCAACCAGGGAGGAUGUGAACAGGCGCUUCCCAAGGAACGGCUGGCUCGGCUGCUUCGUGGACACGAUUAGGAAAGAAAUUCAGCUGAAGCCAUGGUGCCAUACCACUCACAUCCCCGAUUUUGACAAGAAGGUCGAGGGAAACACGUUGAUGAGGCCAUACGAAUAG
Messenger RNA from Colletotrichum truncatum, 741 nucleotides. RefSeq names its product cyanamide hydratase. The record is from RefSeq and is a predicted model, not a curated record. NCBI's taxonomy places the organism in Eukaryota, Fungi, Ascomycota, Sordariomycetes, Glomerellales, Glomerellaceae.